GCCUUCGUCAUGGAAAUCCCGCUGAUAUCAUGGCGGAGGCAGGCUCGGCUGUGGACCGUCUCUCUCAGCAAGCUCGCGUCCGUGGCCAUACCACCGCCGGCCCCUGGACUACGGACGCCGGGUGGGACCUACAACGCCCUGACCAUCGCCGCCAAGUACCUGGUGAACUUCGGCGUGAGCGGCCCUACUUCCUUGCCCUCACCGUGCCGGCGGCGCCUUGGAGUAAAGAAGCACGUUUGCGACAGUCCUCCGACCAGUUGCGCCAAAGCCGCCGCUUUGACUUGACUUUGCUCAACUUCGUCGCCCGCUUGGCGCGAGAACAAAUUGGGGGGGGGAGACACUUCGUUUUCCUUCUUCCCGCUUUUUCUUCGGCCUGGUGGGCUCCCUCUUUGAAACGGCUUCGUGGCCACCCAGGGCUGCGUGCGGUCACAGCUUUGGGCCUUCGCUUCUUGACCUCGAGCCAGGCGGUUGUGAGCCGGUUCUUGGACCGUGCCGUGGUUCAACGGUGCGGUGCUGUUAAGUAUGCCCUCCCACAGGCCUUGGUGCAAGCCUUUGAGGAAGAGUUUGACUUUGAGUCCAGGCAGCUGGACGCCAGAGUGCCGGUGCACGAGAGCUUUGAGACUACGGCGGUUCCUGGGGCGGUCGACUUUUACCACGACCUCCUCGCCGUGACCGAGCCGGGGCCCGAUGACCUUGGUGACUUUGAGGUGGAGCAGGACUCAGAUGACGAGCCCCAGGAACCGUUCAAGGGCGAGAUCACGCCGGCAAUCCGCUCGGCUGUCAAACGGGUACAUGAAGCUACUGGGCAUCGCCCUCCGAAACGUCUUGCCCGUGCCCUUCUGCUGUCGGCGCGUGCGCCUCGGAGCCGUCGAGUUUCGAGUUUGCCUCCCCCGCGUGCCGUGGGCGAGCAGAUGCACGUGGAUCUGCUGGUGACGGAGGAUGCGGUAGGUCGCAGCUACAUAGUAGCUCACGCGACCGACGCUGUGUCAAGGUUCCAGCAAGCCGCGGUACUCAAGGACAAGAGCGCAGCUUCAGUGAUCGACUUCUUAAUGACCGCCUGGGUUCCCCUUCUCGGGGCGCCGAAACAAUUGGUCGCGGAUCAGGGACGGGAAUUUGUCGCGGAGGCCUUCCAGGAGUGGGCCUCGUGGCACGCUGCCGUUCAAGCUCCGUGGCAAAAUGGAAUCGCUGAGCGCUCUGGAGGGACCCUGAAGGCGCUGGUCGCUGCGGUCGUCGCAGACCGGGUGGUGAUUGGGGAGCGAGACAUGAGCCACGCGGUGUCCGAAGCUGUGGCGGCCUACAACUCCGACCCCACCUCGGAAGGUGUCUCUCCUCUUCAGUGCGUGACGGGGCGACAGCCGGCGGCUCAGGGGUCUGUCUUGAACAACUUUGCGGGCCGCCUUGCCGAGCACGGGUUGAUCGACUCCGACCCUAACCUGAACCAGCGCAUGGCCCUCCGCGAGUCUGCCCGCAUUGCCAUGGUGAGGCUCCACUACAGCCAGAGCAUUCGCAAGGCUGAGCUUGCGAGGAGCAGGGAGCCGACAGCUUCUCAACCUCCCGUGCCUGGCGAUGUGGUUUACUUUUGGCGCGCACAGAAGUUGACUCGCCGGGGUGACCCUCGUGUCUCGACUUCUUCCCGGCGGCGGCGUCUGGAGCUGAAACGUUGGCAUGGACCCGCCGUGCUGAUUGCCUUGGAGGCCUCUGGUGAGACAGGCUUCCCUACCAACGCCUUCCUCUCCUUCAAGAGCCAGGUGACGAAGUGUGCGCUUGAGCAUGUGCGUGCCGCCUCUUCGCUGGAACAACUCGCCGCGAACACCUGGGAAGAGGCCAUAAAAGAGCUGGUCGAUGGUCUUGACCGAGCUCGCGGUUCCGAGCCUGCCGCGGCUGUGCCCGAGGACGAGCCCGUGGACGAUGACCUGGAGUUGGCCGCCGUGGCGCUGGGGAACGUGGCGCCUUCUGAUUGGCUGCCCUCUUCUUCGCCGGCGGCUACCGCUACUAUGACUGGGCCCUCGGCUCCGUCGACGGCGGCUCCUGGAACGCCGGUGGGACAACUACUUCAACGACCGGUCCUUCAGCGUGCUCUAGGCCGGGCUCGGCAACAACCUUUGGCCAUGGAGCUGGGACAGCAUGCUCUUCGACGAGGCCAGCCCGCAGACUUCCAGGCUGAACUUCGUGAUGCCAUGAUGCGCAGCACCCUGUGCCGCACCAGUUCCGAGGCGGGCUUUGCUGAUGGCCCCAGUGAGACACGACGUGCAGUGCAAGAGACCAGCGGCGGU
Molecule: messenger RNA, 2273 nt
Organism: Symbiodinium necroappetens
Lineage: Eukaryota; Dinophyceae; Suessiales; Symbiodiniaceae
Source: the annotation of a GenBank genome assembly